AUGUCAGUACCUCUCCAAUCCUCACGCACGACGUCCCAUGUGCCAGCUCUCCUUUUCCCCUCAGCCCCAUUUUCCAUUUUCAUCGUCUCACUCCCCCACACUCACUGCCCCCCACUGGCUUCCCACUUCAACUUUCUCUUCCAAGAAUUCAACCUCCUCCCCUCUCUCUCCCCAUUCCUUUUGCACCUCACUUCCAUUUUCCCGCACUCCUCAUUUGCUUCUCACUCCUCCCCCUUCACCCCACCCACUCCCCGCUCCUACUCUCAUUCCCAUCCUCCUUCCCGCUGCCCUCUUCACCCCCGCAGCAACCUCUGCUGCAACCAGAUCAGCGGCACCCUGCCCACUCUUCUCGGAGGACUCAACCUGCGCAACAACCAGCUGAUAGGCCCCGUACUGCAGCCCAUCCCAGCAAACCUCACCGUCUACGAUCUCGACAACAACUACCUCUCCUCAGGCUUCUCCUCCCCGCCCAACUGCUCUGAACGCUCCAUCUCCUUCCGCUUCAACUGUCUCAGAACACCCACCCAAGGGUACUCCUGCCCCACGCCUGCCACUCCCUCUGCUGCGGAGGCAGCGGUACAGCGACCAGAAGAGCUCUGUGAUGUGUUUUGCGGCGUGAGUGCUGCCGAUCCCCCGUGCGGCGGGCAUGGCUCGUGCUAUGCGGACGGACCUAACAGAGUGCCCACGUGUGCCUGCAACGCCGGGUUUGUCAACGGGGAGCUGCCUGGAAGCUGCGUCCCUGAAGGAAGCCAAGAGGGUGGCGCAGUAGCCGUGCAGCCAACAGCAGCACAGGCAGUAGUGAAGGGGGGGGCAGCAGUGGCAAGCAACGGGAACAUCACGCUCACAGCCUCACAGCCCAACACGUGGGGUGCAGCGUUUUUCAAGCUCCCCGUCCCACUCUUCUCCUUCGCCCUUAAGGCUGGUGAUUGUGGCCGCUACUUGGCCUUCACCAUCUAUUUCUCCUUCUCCAUUCUCAAACCAGCCACCGCAAGGAAGGCAGCGCCCACAGCUGCGGGAGAUGCAGGAGAUGGGUUUGCCUUUGUGAUUUCCGCCAGUACCUCUGUUACGGGCGGCAGCAGUGGCAGCAGCAACGGCAGUGGGGGCGGCGGCAGCUUGGGGAAUGCAGGCAUGGAUGAGCGCAGCAUUGCAGUGGAGUUUGAUACUGCUAAGAGCACCGACGCCAACGACCCAGACAACAACCACGUGGGAUUCAGUGUGAGGGGCAACACCUCUUCCAUCGCAACUGCCAAAGCGCCCUCCACUCUCAACGACGGCAAGCCAAAGCAUGCCUGGAUUGUCUUCGACCCCUCUCCUUCCUCCUCUAGUACUACUGGCGGUGCCGGUGAUGGCUAUGACAGCAGCAGCAGCAGUGGCACAGGGUCGCUGCAAAUAUUUCUGUCGAGCAAAGCAUCCCCCCGGCCUAGAAAGGCAGUGGUGGCGAUGCAGGUGUCGCUGUGCGAGUUCCUGCAGCCCUGUGCAGCCGAGGCGUCGUUCCGCAUGGGCUUCUCUGCUUCCUCCUCUGACUCCCCACAGCAGCACUCCAUCCUCACCUGGAACAUCACCACAGGUCCCCACUGCUGCUCCCUGUUUCUCGCUGCUGCUCCCUGUUUCUCUCUGCUGCUCCCUGCUGCUCCCUGCUGUUCAAAGCUGCCCCCUGUUGGCCCCUGCUGCAGUGUGCUCCCCCUGGUGUCUAUCGUUCCUCUGCUGGUCCCUCUAAAGCCUCCCGGAAUCAACCUCACUUACAGGUUCAGUGAGGCAUCGCUGUCACCAGUGGGGGCGAAUCCUUUUUUCCGCUACGCCAGUGUGGGCGUGCAGGCAAUGCAGCCAGGAGGAGGGGGAGGAAGCGGGGGAGGCGGAGGGGGUAAGGAGGAGGAGGUGUGGGUUGUGAGCCAGGCGUUCUCUUGGGCUGACCAGGGGCUGCCGUGGCCCGUCCAGAACCAGGGCGCCUGCGGCGACUGCUGGGCAUAUGCGGUGGUGGGCAGCAUAGAAGUGGCCUACAGCAUUCUCUUCAACCUCUCCGCCGUGCCGCUCCUCUCCGUCUCCCAGCUGCGUGAAGCCCUUGGCGCCUCAUGCUCUCAGGGAAAUUCGCCUUCACAGGCCUUCCAGUACCUCGUCACUCUCAACGCCAAGAGCAAAGUGGGGCUCAUGGAGGAUGGGGCUGGAGUGGUGGUGAGAGGGAGGAAAGGCAGGAAGAGCAGCAGCCAGAGCCCGCUCUGUGGCAUGCCUGUCUUUGCUCUGCUCUUGCAAGCGCUUGGGGUCUCCUGCGGCAAAGGCCGGGCCCCUGGAUUGAGCAAGCCAUCGGGGGGGCCGUUUAGGGUGAACGGGUUUGAGCGCACGGCGUUCCACGGCUGGUUUGGGCUGCUGCUGGCCGUGCAGCGACAGCCCGUGGUGGUGCAUGUGCAGGCCACCGCCCCUUCUUUUCUCAACCACGAUGGGCUAUCCAAGUACGCGGACCCCUCGUGCUUCACGUACAACCUGAACCACGUGGUGCUGCUGGUGGGCUAUCGCCUCACAGGCUCAGACCCCACCUUCCCGCACAUGGCGCCGCCCUUCUGGAUCAUCCGCAACUCAUGGGGCCCGGAGUGGGGCGACGGCGGGCACAUGCGGAUGGACAUCCAGGGGGGCGACGGCGUGUGUGGGAUCAACACGCUGCCUGGGAUCUACCCGGUGGUGCGCGCUGCCAAGGACCCCUGCAACGUCAACGGCACCACCAGUGGGCUGUUUGGGCCGCUCUUCAACCCCUGUGGCAACUUCACGUGCACGCCCACGCCUGAUGGGGCCAGCAACCACUGCGACUGCAACGACCUGCGAUUCGUCGAGGCGCUUCAACCGGACAACUCGCGCACCUGUGCUUACAGUGAGCUCUCUCUCUCCUGUUCUUACAGUGAGCGCCCUCCCCCUGCUUACAUUGGCUCUCUCUCCAUUGCUUAUAGUGAGCGCUCUUUCUUGUCUCCAUCUUGUCAUUUUGAAAGCGUCUCAAAUGUCAAUACACAAGUCAUGAUAACCGCCACGAUGCUCACAUGGCUGCAAAGGUGUUAUCAGCACCACGGCACACUUUGA
Closterium sp. Naga37s-1 is the source of this 3060-nucleotide messenger RNA. Lineage: Eukaryota; Viridiplantae; Streptophyta; Zygnematophyceae; Desmidiales; Closteriaceae. The record is from the annotation of a GenBank genome assembly.